AUGGAGGGCCUAGAUGAUGCUGCACACUUCCUUGAUGAUGUCAUCCGUGCUGCAGAGGGAGCUAAUGUGUACAAUGAUUUAGUGAAGUACCUUCUGAUGGUUGAUGACUUGGAAGAAGUCAGUGAAUACUACCAGAAUAGAGGAUGCUUCAGUGAACUUAUUGCUCUGAUGGAGAGUGGUCUUGGACUUGAACCAGCACUGGAAAGAACUUAUGAAUUUGACAAUGCUGCCACCACAAUUAUGAACCACUCUCCAGAUGCGUGGGAUCAUAUGCAGUUCAAAGAUGUCUGCGUUAAAGUUGCAAAUGUUGAGCUAUAUUACAAGGCAGUUCACUUCUAUUUGCAAGAGCAUCCUAAUCUCAUCAAUGAUAUGCUAAAUGUGCUUGCACUUCGUUUAGAUCAUACCAGAGUAGUAGACAUAAUGCGUAAGCCUUGGAUGAGCUCUAUGUCUAAGAGGAAGACUAUGAGAAACUCCGUACGUGACAACUUUGACAAGAUCAUAGGUCUUGGCCAGAAGCUUGAGAAGCAUGAAUUGCUGGAGAUGUGGAGGAUGGCCGCCUACAUUUACAAGAAGGCUGGCAGGUGGAAGCAAUCCAUUGCUCUAUCCAAGAAAGACAACAUGUACAAGGAUUGCAUGGAGACAUGCUCACAAUCUGGUGACCGUGAACUGUCAGAGGACUUGCUUGUCUAUUUCAUCGAGCAGGGUAAGAAAGAAUGCUUUGCUUCCUGCCUCUUAAUUUGCUACGACUUGAUCUGGCCGGAUGUCGCUCUUGAGCUUGCUUGGAUGAACAACAUGUUGGCCUUUGCCUUCCCAUACCUGUUGCAGUUUAUCCGUGAAUACACUAGCAAGGUGGAUGAUUUAGUGAAGGACAAAAUUGAGUCGCAGAAUGAAGAAAGAGCCAAAGAGAAGGAGGAGAAAGAUCUUGUGGCUCAGCAGAACAUGUAUGCGCAACUGCUUCCCCUUGCGUUGCCCGCUCCGCCAAUGCCUGGCAUGGGUGGUCCUCCACCUCCGAUGGGUGGGAUGGGCAUGCCUCCAAUGGGUGGAAUGGGUAUGCCGCCGAUGGGCCCUGGUCCGAUGCCAGCAUUUGGGAUGCCACCGAUGGGAAGCUACUGA
Miscanthus lutarioriparius is the source of this 1113-nucleotide messenger RNA. Lineage: Eukaryota; Viridiplantae; Streptophyta; Magnoliopsida; Poales; Poaceae. The record is from the annotation of a GenBank genome assembly.